Beta vulgaris subsp. vulgaris (sugar beet) is the source of this 2191-nucleotide messenger RNA. RefSeq lists its product as hypothetical. The coding region runs from base 404 to 1834 and encodes 476 amino acids. Gene Ontology annotation, biological process: positive regulation of growth. The transcript has a single exon. The record is from RefSeq and is a predicted model, not a curated record. Lineage: Eukaryota; Viridiplantae; Streptophyta; Magnoliopsida; Caryophyllales; Amaranthaceae.
CUUUAAAUUAUAGCCCCACAAAAGGACAAAGUUAUCCUCCCAUCCAUUUGCAGCAUAGUUCACGCCCUCUCCUCACUUAGUGCAUGUGGGUUCAACACUUCAUUCCAACACCCUCAAAUUUCCCUCUUCUCUAUGUAAUGUAAUGUAAUGUAAGUAUGUAUGUAUUUUUGUGUACCACUUUCAUCCAUUUGAUUUACUACUACUAUUUUUAGUGCUCUAUCUCUCUCUCUCUUACUACAUCCCACGAGCUUCCACCUGCUAUUCUCUCUCUUAUUCCAGCUUCUUCUAUAAGCCCAUAACUCACCAACUCAUUUCUUCAAUCAUACCCUUUUUUCAUUACUUCAUUUUCUUACAUACCUCUUUAACUCUCUUUUUAUUCUCUCUCUAUUAUCUCAAUAAUAUUAUGGCUAGAGAAACAAUAACUUGGUUAAGCAGACUGAAAACACAAAUCUCACACAAGCUCAUACAUCCAACUACUACAAAGAUAGCUAGAUCAAAAUCUAGGAAUGUUGGUGUGCUAGCUUUCGAGAUCGCCGGUCUCCUCUCUAAGCUUCUUGCUCUCCACCACUCUCUUUCUGAUAAGAACAUUGUUCGUCUUAAGAACGAGGCUAUCGCCUUAGAAGGUGUACGAAAGAUCGUUUCGAACGACGAGUCUUUCCUUCUAGGACUCGCCUGUUCAGAGAUAGUACAAAACCUUCAUAUCAUAUCUAAGACUGUAGCACGGCUUAGUAGCCGUGCUACAGACCCUACACUUCAGUCCUUUUAUGAGAUUUUGGAGGAUUUUGCCAGUACAGGGCGGGACCAACAUAGUUGGGCCGCCCUGUGUGGGAAGGACCUGGAGGGAUUGGUCCGUAGAGUUGACCGAUACAUCGCAGCUACUGCUGCGUUGUAUCGAGAGAUGGAGGAGCUUAAUUCACUCCAACAUAGUCUAAAGAAAACACCACAAGAGGGUGCGUUAGAGGUACAACAAAAAGUGGUGUGGCAAAAGCAGGAAGUAAAGUACGUUAAAGAAAAAUCACUUUGGAACCGAAGUUAUGAUUCGGUCAUCCUUCUACUAGCUCGCUUAAUCUUCACAGUUCUUGUUAGAAUCAAGUUUGUGUUCGGGAUCGGACAAAGCUACUACUCUCAUCCAAGCACGCUUCCUAGAAGUCUUUCCGCAUCCGCUACUGUCUUUCCCUCUUCAGAUCUGAGCAACCACCUCAAUUAUGUGUCCGGGCCCUUAACAUCCACCCCACUCCGCCCCAACAAGAGGGUAACUGGGAUUACAGCAGGAUUUGGAACCAGAACUGGGUUCUUUGAGUCUAGAAUCAAGAACCUAAAGCCGCCCCCAACAACGUUGGGGGCGGCUGCCCUGGCAUUGCACUAUGCCAAUUUGAUCAUUGUCUUAGAGAAAAUGAUCAAAUCACCACAUUUGGUGGGGCUAGAUGCGAGGGAGGAUGUUUAUGCUAUGCUACCAAAUAGCAUAAGAUCCUCCCUCCGUGCUAGGCUAAAAGGGGUCGGUUUUACAGCAACCGACCCCAUUUUAGCCACAGAAUGGAGGGACGCCCUUGGGCGAAUCCUCGCAUGGUUAGGUCCAUUAGCUCAUAACAUGAUCAAAUGGCAAAGUGAAAGAAGCUUCGAACAGCAAAAUUUGAUGCCGAAAUCAACCAAUGUUUUGUUGUUGCAAACAUUACAUUUUGCCAACAAAGACAAAACUGAAGCUGCUAUUACAGAAUUGUUAGUUGGGUUAAAUUAUAUAUGGAGGUUCGAGCGAGAAAUGAAUGCUAAAGCUUUGCUUGAAUGCUCUAACUUCUUCUUCAAUAACAAGAAUACUUCUCCUAUCAAUUUACAAUAAUCUUGUAUUUUCAAGUUCCCUUAAAUUUUUUAGGGGGUUGCUUUGAUUGAUUUUAGUUCGGAUUUUUAUUAAGGGGUUAAAAUUAGAAUUCAACUCAUGAUAAAUAUGGGUGAAAUGAAUUUUGAGAUCGAUCUCAUUUAUGAUGAGAUUAAAGGGUCUAAUUAAGGUAUAUUUGACCCUCAAUUUGUAUAGUUUGUAGUGCUGUAGUACAAAGAUUGUUGUUGUACAUGGGAUAUUAUGAUGGUUGAGUGAAAUUUAAGUAGAGAAAAAACUUACUUUAAUAACAAGCUCAUGAACUUGUGCUACUUUUAACUAUAUGAUUUUUUGCAACUCAAUAAUUAUAUGAUUUCUUACCCA